CAACACCCAUCAGUGUUUGCUGACCCGUCGGCCGCGACACAUUUAAUUCAAAGCAUUUGUGAAUAGAAAUAAGUGAUAAAAGUUCUGUGGACGUUAAACUGCCCUAUGAGGAGCUGUGAACAUGGGUUAUAAUACCCAAAGGAUAAUUUUGCUGACAUUAUUUGCCGCACUAAGUCAAGUGGAUGGUGUUUGCGAGCUGCGCAACUUGGGACGGCAACCUUGUGAAGGCGAAUUAACUUGUACCGAUGACUUUGGCUCCGCUAUCGCCUACGUAAGAGAUUGGUCCUGCAGACGCCAUGAGACCUACGACUACUACAACGGUUACCGAAGAGUUAGAACCGAUGACGACUACAGUCUAUACGUUAAAGCAGAAAAUAUCGAUGGGACAGAUUCAUUUGACGCAUACGGCGUCGUCAAUGAACUCAGAGACCAUAUACUGACUUUGUCGAUUACCAACGGAAAAAUGAACUCUGUCCCAUCAGCUAUUUAUAACGUACGCAAGGCAACAGAGAUUGAUCUCUCUAGUAAUACAAUAGAAUCCUUGAAAUUAGAAGCUUUCACAAAAAUUAACAGUCUAAAAUUGCUUAACAUGUCCUGUAAUCAUAUAGCAGAUUUAGAAGUCGGCGAGAGAUCGCCCGGCGCCGGAUUCAGCGCGGUACAGGUAAUCGAUUUGAGCUACAAUGCUAUUUCAUCCAUCCCCAACAAUUACUUCAGACAGUAUCCAGAUUUACUUAAUUUAGAUCUAUCUCACAAUUAUAUCAAAAGUUUCGAUAUACUUACUUUUGAAGGCAUAACACAACUUCAAAAGUUAUACGUUUCAGAUAACGAAAUAACUAGAUUGGGUGUCGUUUUUGCAAGAUUCGAAUUUAUGAAAGAAUUGGUUUUAGAUCACAACUAUUUGACAUCAAUAGAGGAAAAUAAUUUUGACAAAAUGUCCAAACUGGAAAAACUUAAUAUAAGUUCAAACAGUAUAAUUAGUAUUGGAGAUACAUCGUUUGACCAUUUAGUUGAAUUAAAGGAGUUGGACUUGAGCAAUAACACAAUUAUUAUAAUCACAAAGCCUAUACUUCAGCAUAACACUAACUUACAAUCAUUAGACAUAUCAUCAAAUAGAAUUUCUAAAAUAGAACCAGGAGCAUUUGAAGGAAAGCGUAUUGAGGAUUUUAAAGUCCAUAAUAAUCCUAUAGCGGGUUCUUUGAACAAAAAUACCUUUCAAGGCAUUUGUGACGACAAACUAGAUUUGAGUUGUGCUAAUGUUACUGAGCUAGGUCCGGAAUUGUUUGAGGGGCAAUUUCAAUCUUUAAAUUUUAGUAGAAAUUCCAUAUCCACAAUCCAUAAAACAACCUUUUCUAAACUUGAAUUAUUGACAGAACUAGACCUCUCUUAUAACCAAUUACAAGACAUAGAAUUUGAUACUUCUAAUCUAAAUAAUCUUUCCCAUUUCUAUAUCAAUAAUAAUAAAAUUAAGAAAAUCACUAAGGCUAUGUUCCAAUCUCUAACUUCGUUAAAAAUUGUUGAUCUUUCUAAUAACGCAAUUGAAGAUAUUGAAAUACUUUCUUUUCAAAAUUUGAAGGACCUCGAGUCGUUGAAUUUAAAUAAUAAUCCUCUUGUUGAUGUUAUUCCGCCACACAUGUUCAGCGGGCUAGCUUUAACUACAGAACUCGAUUUUACUAAUUCCAAAAUAAACACGAUUCAAAACAACGCAUUCAAUGGAAUGGAGUCCUUAAAAACGUUUAAUUCUACACAUAGUAAGAUAAGAGUACUAGAUGUUAAUGCAUUUAAUGGUACUGGAUUUAUUGAAAUUUUGGAUCUAUCUUACAACCAAAUAGAAUCAUUUUCUAUAAAUAACACAAAUAUAAAACUUGUGAAUGAUUUACAAUUACAAUACAAUAAACUUCAAUAUGUGACCCAUCAAACGUUUUCAGGGCUAACUAAUUUAAGUUCAUUAAGUUUAAAGGGUAAUAAUCUCAUUAACAUCGAGAAUGAAGCUUUUCGCGAUUUAAAUAAUCUUCUGAAGCUUGACAUUUCUGCCAAUAAAGACGUAGUGUUUAAUUCUACAAUAUUUUCGAAUCUGAAGUCACUCUCUGUCGUCCUACUUGAUCACAACAACAAGAUUUAGUUUCGAGAAUAUAGCGAAUACUACAAUAACAAACCUCGAUUUAUCUUUUUGCGAAAUAUCAGAUAUCAGUGCAGUCCAAGUGUACCAGAUUAUCUCUCUCGAACGGUUGAAUCUGGCUUCAAAUAA
Molecule: messenger RNA, 2245 nt
Organism: Cydia pomonella (codling moth)
Lineage: Eukaryota; Metazoa; Arthropoda; Insecta; Lepidoptera; Tortricidae
Product: protein artichoke-like
Molecular function (GO): protein binding
Source: RefSeq, a predicted model, not a curated record